AAAGAUAACGCUGUGCCUUUAAAGGAAACACUUCUGAUAGACUCAGUGAUAAGUUAUGACAGGAAGUUGAAUGAUCAACUUAACAGUAUUGUAACAGUAUAUGAAUUCUUACUGAUACAAUAAUUAGACUUUUUAUAAUAAGUGCAAAAUAUGGCGACAGCUAAACAGAAAAUAGAUCCACUUAUUGACUCAGUAAAAUGCGCUAUAUGCAUGGAAAUUCUUGAUGAUCCUAGAUCGCUGCCAUGUAUGCAUAGUUACUGCAGGAAAUGUAUACAGAGCACAAUGGACAAAUAUCAGGAUAAGGAAUUUCCCUGCCCAAUAUGCAGGGACUCUUGCCCUAUACCUGAUGAAGGGGCUGCAGGACUGAAGGUGAACUGUUUUGCUAGUUCUGUAUUGGAUGCUGUUAAGGACCUAUCAUUAUCAUCAUCAUCAUCAAGAGUUAUAAUGAACUGCGAUAUCUGUCUUCAGGAAGAUGAGAAUGUGCCUGCUAUUUUAAAAUGUAUUGAAUGUAAUGAGAAGUUAUGCAAAGGAUGCGGUCGUACACACAAAUUGUUACAUUCAACAAAAUCGCACAAUGUAUUCCAGAUAAACGGAGAUACCAUACAAGAUACUAGAGCUGCUAUGGACAUGCUAUCGAAAAGAACUUUGUACUGUCAAGUACAUACCAAAGAACCCCUCAAGUACUUUUGUACUAAAGAUCAAUGUCUUAUCUGCCAGGACUGUUUUGCUCUUGAACACCAAGGUCAUCCAUUAAACGACAUUGAACAAACUGCGAAAGCGAAUUUGAAGAACUUGAGAUCAGUAAUUGACAUUGGUAAGCAAAGAUCGGCAAAGUACGAAGACAGAAUUCAAAGAACUCACGUCCAAAAAAAUGAUUUCGAAAAAAAUAUAGAAGAAUGCAGAUCGAAACUUGAUGCAGAUCAAAAAGCCGUUGAAACAAAAAUCAAAGCCCACUUCAAAGCACUAAAUGAAAAGCUAACUACUAUGGGCAAUGCAGCUUUUAAGAGUAAAAUAGGCUAUUUGGCUGAUCUACAAUUUGACAAGGAUGCAAUCGAUGGCACGGUUAAGCAGCUAGAAGCUCUGCAAGAGCAUGGACAUGCUGCUGAUAUUGUAUAUAUGAUUCCAGAAAUGAACAACAAAAUAAAGACCUGGUCUUCAACCCCUGAUUUUGAUCCAUAUCCUGAGGCUAUGAUAUAUGUUAAACCAAGUCAAAUUAAUGAUGAAG
Owenia fusiformis is the source of this 1225-nucleotide messenger RNA. NCBI's taxonomy places the organism in Eukaryota, Metazoa, Annelida, Polychaeta, Sabellida, Oweniidae. The record is from the annotation of a GenBank genome assembly.